Rotaria sp. Silwood1 is the source of this 330-nucleotide messenger RNA. The record is from the annotation of a GenBank genome assembly. NCBI's taxonomy places the organism in Eukaryota, Metazoa, Rotifera, Eurotatoria, Philodinida, Philodinidae.
AUGAAUAUUAUAAAGGAUAUGGUUAAAGCUAAUAUUAUGAGAGAAUUCAUCUAUUCACCAAUAAAUCAUCGUCUUCUUUUACAAUAUUCAAAUAACAAUCAUUAUCAACAUCCAGAUUUAGUGGAAUGCGGUGGUUUAACAUUGUCAUCAUUUUCAUCAUAUCGUGAACAACAAUCAAUGAUAAUGAAAUUUAGUAGCAUAAGUGUACCAAAAUCAGCAUCAAAUGGAAACAAUACAGAACCAUCAGAAAGACCUAAUAUUCAUUUACCAAUAAUUAUUCGACAAGCUCCAUCACCACCACCUCUACCAUUCAUUCAGCUGUUUUUGUAA